This is a messenger RNA of Danaus chrysippus (African queen), 888 nucleotides long. Lineage: Eukaryota; Metazoa; Arthropoda; Insecta; Lepidoptera; Nymphalidae. The record is from the annotation of a GenBank genome assembly.
AUGUGCGAUACAAACGUUCGUCUAGAUGGAAAGGUCGCACUCAUUACUGGAGGCAGCUCUGGAAUUGGAUAUGAAACAGCUAAAAACUUGGCAAACAAAGGAGCCCGCGUCGUCAUAGCCAGCAGAAAUGAAACUAAAUUGAUGAGGGCUAGAGACAAAAUUGAAAAGAUAUCAGGGAACAGAAAUGUGUCUUACAAGCUAUUGGACUUAGCUUCUUUAAAAUCAGUGAGGAGUUUUGUGAGUGCCACCAUCAACACUGAAGAAAGAUUAGACAUUUUAGUGAACAACGCUGGGGCCGUGGGACUGUCUGACAGAUUGACGGAAGAUGGCCUCAAUCUUACCAUGCAAGUCAAUUUUUUUGGUACAUUCCUAUUGACGUAUCUAUUGCUGCCUCUGUUGAAAAGCUCAGCACCGAGUGGAAUAAUUAAUAGUUCAGCGUCGUCAAUGUACGUCGGACAUAUCGAUUUCGAACAGUGGAAUGAUAUUGAACGAUACACUCCCAUAGAAGUCCUGGCGAACUCAAAACUAGCAGUCACUCUGUUUAGCGCAGAGUUAAGUGCAAGGCUUAAAGAAUAUGGGGUGACUGUGAACACAUACGAUCCCUUUGUUGUUAAAGACACUGAUAUAUUGGAUAAUCUUCCAAGUUUAUUAAAAAAUAUAACCCAACUAUUUGUGGAUAUUGUCGGACAACCCAAAGAAGACGUUGGAAGAGAAAUCGCUUACUUAGCAUCCGAUCCGCAGUUUGAAACAAUUAGUGGCGAGCAUUAUAAAUUCUGUAAAAAGUGGAUAAAUCAUUGGUUGGUUGAUGACAGACAUCUGACAAGAGAAUUGUGGGAUGUUUCUAAAAAAAUCGUAAAUAUAUCUACAAGUGAAGAUCGGGAAACAUGA